Tribolium madens (black flour beetle) is the source of this 1281-nucleotide messenger RNA. RefSeq names its product mitochondrial import inner membrane translocase subunit TIM50-C-like. The transcript has a single exon. Lineage: Eukaryota; Metazoa; Arthropoda; Insecta; Coleoptera; Tenebrionidae. The record is from RefSeq and is a predicted model, not a curated record. Bases 86 to 1207 code for a protein of 373 amino acids. Gene Ontology annotation, molecular function: phosphoprotein phosphatase activity.
UGCAAUUACUAGUAAAUUAAAUAUCGAGUGUAUUUUUUUUUAGGAUUUGAAACAACGUGUUUGACAGUUGUAUCCUAACCUCAAAAUGUAUAGAUCCACUUUUAGAACUUUGAACGUUUAUAGUAAUUUAUUUCGGCACAAAUCGUCCCUAAUUCUUACACGGAACGUCCCCCGAGUCCUCUUCAACUCACCACUAGUCAUAAUUCAGCGUCGAAAUUAUGUCGAGGAUGUAAAAAAACAACCGGUUAAGUCACCACUCGGUAGUCUCAUAAAUAAAGAAACGAACGAAAAAGCAACAUCGGAAGAAGAAGAAGCGAAAAAACAACGAGAGGCAUCAUGGCGAACGAUGAAACUAACGUUAAUCUUCUUUGGAGUGUCUUUCACGUGUUUGGGGUCCUACUUGAUCUUUGUACUCGGGGCUCCUGAGAAGGACAGGGACGGCAAGGUGAUCGAAGACGACUUAUCGCACUUACCUCUGUGGCGUCAAUACUUAAUGCGGACGUAUAGAGAAUUGGAUAAUUACAGAAGAUUAAUCAAAGAGCCCUCUCGAGACAAGUUACUUCCAGAUCCCCUUCAGUACCCUUAUUUACAACCUAAAUAUACUCUAGUAUUGGAGUUGACAGAUGUUCUCGUGCACCCAGAUUGGACUUACAACACUGGGUGGCGGUUCAAAAAGAGGCCAGGCUUGGAUUACUUCCUAGAGUCUCUUCAUGGGCAUUACGAAAUCGUUGUCUACACAGCAGAGCAAGGAAUGACGGUUUUUCCCCUCAUUGAAGCCAUGGACCCCAAAAACAUCAUCGCUUACAAACUAGUCAGAGACGCGACGCAUUUCACAGGAGGGCAUCACGUUAAAAGUCUUGACAAAUUGAACCGGGAUUUGAGUAAAGUUAUUGUGGUGGACUGGAAUCCGAAUAGUGUACAGUUCCAUCCAGAGAAUCUCUUGAAAGUCAAGCGGUGGGAAGGAGCUGAUGAAGACCUGUCUUUGGUUGAUUUAUCGAUUUUCCUCAAGACUAUAGUGGAUAAUAAUAUUGAUGAUGUUAGGGAGGUUUUACUUUAUUAUAGUAAAUAUGACGAUCCGAUUGAAGCAUUUCGAGAGAAGCAGAAAAAGUUGAUGGAACUUUUAGAAGCACAAGGGGCGAAGAAAAAGGAACAAGAAGCCAAACCGAGACCGUGGGUUCCGACGAUUUUCUCACGAAAGCAGUUCUAAUUAGAUUAAUUUAAGACUUGUAAUUAUUUCGGUAAAAAUUAAAGUUUGAUAAAUAAAUCGUAUUUUAUUUCUUU